GAAGCAGUUGACUGAUUUCAGAACUGUACAAAAUGCAGCGUAACAGAAAUAUGAAUUUUGUAUGGUGUGGCUGAAAAAGAGGUGACGUUAGAAUUCCAUGUGAAACAAGGAAUGGAAAUUGCCACUCGAUCCAAAGGCUCUGACGCAGGGUCAUCUGAGCGCACUGUUCCUAAACGCAGAGCGCCCAGCCCACCUCACUCUUCAAAUGGACACUCUCCAACCGAAGCUUCCCCAAGCCCUGUCAAGAAGAAGAAGAAACCAGGAGCUGUCAACAGCAGCAAAGACCAGUCCAAACUCAGACAUGGUCCUUUUUACUAUGUGAAGCAGUCCACACUCACCACAGACCCUGUUGAUGUUGUACCGCAGGACGGCAGGAACGACUUCUACUGCUGGGUGUGCCACCGUGAGGGCCAGGUCCUGUGCUGUGAGCUCUGCCCACGGGUCUACCAUGCCAAGUGCCUCAAACUGGCAGCUGAGCCUGAAGGCGACUGGUUCUGCCCAGAGUGUGAGAAAAUAACCAUAGCUGAGUGCAUUGAGACCCAAAGCAAGGCGAUGACAAUGCUAACUCUGGAACAGCUGUCCUACCUUCUCAAGUUUGCCCUUCAGAAGAUGAAACAGCCUGGUACAGAACCAUUUCAGAAGCCUGUGUGUCUGGAGCAACAUCCAGAUUAUGCAGAGUACAUUUUUCAUCCCAUGGAUCUGUGUACAUUAGAAAAGAAUAUCAAAAAGAAAAUGUACGGCUCCACCGAAGCUUUCUUGGCCGACGUGAAGUGGAUUUUGCACAACUGCAUUAUCUACAAUGGAGGAAAUCAUAAACUAACCACAACAGCUAAAGUCAUAAUAAAGAUCUGCGAGCACGAGAUGAAUGAGAUUGAGGUCUGUCCAGAGUGCUAUCUUUCAGCCUGCCAGAAGAGGGAUAACUGGUUUUGUGAGCCGUGCAGUAACCCUCAUCCUCUAGUGUGGGCCAAACUUAAGGGCUUUCCAUUCUGGCCUGCCAAAGCUCUACGAGACAAAGACGGACAAGUGGACGCUCGAUUCUUUGGACAACAUGACAGAGCCUGGGUCCCAAUCAACAACUGUUACCUCAUGUCUAAAGAAAUCCCCUUCUCUGUAAAGAAGACCAAAAGCAUUUUCAACAGCGCCAUGCAGGAGAUGGAAGUCUACGUGGAAAACAUUCGCAAGAAAUUCGGCGUCUUUAACUACGCCCCGUUCCGCACACCGUACACACCAGACAACACGUUCCAAAUGCUUCUCGACCCGGCGAACCCCAGCGCUGGCGUAGUCAAUCUCGAAAAACAGGACAAGAGCAAGUUUAGCUUCGAUAUGACAGCGUCGCCUAAGCUCAUGGGAAAGAGCAUGAUGUCCGGAGGGAUGAGUGGUGCCGCCGGUAGACGGAUCUCUGUGGUGGACAUCCCUCGAUCACCGACGAGUACCAACUCCUCUGACGGGGAGCAAGACGGUGGAGAAAAGGGCCAAUCCAGGGGGCUCUCACAACACCACAGCACAGGAGAGGAGUCUCCUGACAGCACAGCCUCUUCAGCCACUCCUCGAGCGGGUCCUGCUGGUGGUGCGGUGGACGGCCCGAAACGAGUCCCCAACACGCCUGUCAAACAAGAUAAAACCUCCAACACUGGCAGCAUCUUGAACCUUAACCUUGACCGGAGUAAGGCAGAGAUGGACCUGAAGGAGCUGAGCGAGUCUGUAAAGCAGCAGCAGGGUCCUCACACUUCACUCACUUCCCCCAAGAGACAGAUCAGGAGCCGCUUUCAGCUCAACCUUGACAAAACCAUAGAGAGCUGCAAAGCACAGCUAGGAAUCAACGAAAUAUCAGAGGACGCGUACAAACGCGUGGAUCACAGCGACUCCGACGACUCCGACAAAUCUGAUUCCAGUGACAGCGAAUACGGCAGCGACGAUGAUCAGAAACCAAAGCCUGGCCGGGACUCAUCUGCUGAAGACAAAACAGACAAAGAACCGUCUAAAAAGAAGUCCAAACCCUCGUCCUCUGCUGGUGGGGAGAAGAACAGCAAGACGGAAUCAUCUAGUACUUCAGGUUCACUGAGCAAAGGUGAGACGGUGCAAAAAGCAGCAAGCGGCGUCUCUCCAGGAUCUAACUCGGACAAGACGGCGACCAAAGCAGUAGCACAAUCUCCCAGCGCGCGAGACAAGUCCAAGGCCAAAGAAGAGACGAGGAAACCCGUGUCUGUCGACGUAGACAUGGACUCGGACUCUGAGCGAGAGCUGGUGAUCGAUUUGGGAGAAGAGCCUGGAGGAAAAGAGAGGAAGAGGCGCAGGAAGGACUCGGCCAAUGUCACUGCACUCAAGGAACCAACAACUUCCAAAUCGGAGGGUAAGGGUCCUCCUGCAGGCAGUCUCGCUCCAUCUCAAACCCCUUCAGCACCCUCAUCCACCGCAGGCCUCAAAGACCCGUCCCAGUCUCCCAUGGCCGUUCCUCUAAAUGUAGUCGCCGUCUCUGUAGUUUCCAGCAGCGCCACCUCCUCCGCCCUGCCAAACUCCACUACUCCCACAGCCCUGACCUCUUCCACCCCCGCCGGCUCAGUGAAAAAGCAGCGCCCCCUGCUGCCUCGCGAGAGCAUGCCGGUGGUGCAGCGGGCCGUGGUGUGGAACCCCGGCACCAAGUUUCAAACAUCGUCUCAGAAGUGGCACAUGCAGAAGGUCCAGCGUCAGCAGCAGGGCCAGACGCAGCCACAGACGCAGGCGCAGGCGGUAACGCAAGCGCAGCAGGUCUCGUCCUCGGCACAGCAGUCUUCCAGUACUCGGUAUCAAACACGCCAAGCUGCUAAAGUCGUUCACCAGAAAGACUCUCCACACAGCACUUUACCCUCAGUUGCCGCUCUCGUCACCAGUGCCCCAGUGUCUGCUGCUAUAAUGGCAGGCGUCACAGUAAGCUCUGCGUCACCAUCAACAUCCAUGGCUGGAGAUCUACAGAUUCCCACCACCUCUGCUGACAUUGCAGCGGACAUUGCGAAGUAUACUAACAAGAUAAUGGAUACAAUCAAAGGGACAGUAACUGAAAUAUACAAUGAUCUCUCCAAAAGCACGUCAGGAAACACAGUCGCUGAGAUUAGACGGUUGCGGAUCGACAUCGAAAAACUGCAGUGGCUCCAUCAACAGGAGUUAUCAGAGAUGAAGCACAAUUUAGAGCUGACCAUGGCAGAGAUGCGGCAGAGUCUGGAGCAGGAGCGAGAGCGGCUGAUGGCUGAGGUUAAAAAGCAGAUGGAGAUGGAGAGACAGCAGGCCGUGGACGAGACCAAAAAGAAGCAGUGGUGCGCUAACUGCAAGAAAGAAGCCAUUUUUUACUGCUGCUGGAACACAAGUUACUGCGACUACCCCUGCCAGCAAGCACACUGGCCUGAACACAUGAAGUCCUGCACACAGUCCGCAACAUCCUCACAGCAAGAGACAGAGACCGAGUCAAGCACAGACGCCAUCCCCAAGACAAGUGGACAUUCUAACAGUGGUCAGGAUUCACCCAGACAGACUGCAUCAGCUCCCACCAUAGACAAGGACAACAACACGGACAAAACUAAGGACAGUGCCUCUGUCGAUCUGUCCUAGCUUAGAAAUCCAAUUCCUGCUGUACAGCUGCAUUAAUAUACGAGUCAUGCUUCAUCACUAAUCACUACAGCGAAACUUGUUUUUAUCUUACCAGGUUGUGCUAGUGGAAUAUGAAUCAGUAACAGUUAGAAUCCAGUAUUGCGUUAAAGAGACUGAAAUUACGUCUCUAAGUAAUGCCUAAAUUGUUUACACUGAUCAUUUCAUAAAACUGUUAGUGGCUGCAUUUAUACAGCUGCCCAAAAUAAUCCAGAAUCUAAUCUAGUCUUUUUAUGACAGCAUAAGCAGCAAAUGUCACACUAAGUCAUUACAGUCUAAUGUUCUGUAAUCAACUCGAGGUGAAAAUCUCCUGGAGGCAGAAAAAAGAUCAUAUUUCUUUUUGUUUUUGUGGAUUUGUCCCACCUUUUCCUCCCAAUCUAGUAAAUUCAGGGACCAGGAUCAAACGGCUGACGACAAUGAAAUAAAAAACUUCCUUGUGUAACAUUUAAUCUAACGGCUUUGUAGAACCAACAUAGUUUAAUAUUAAGCCAAUAAUAUGACAUGAGCAACAGACACUGGCACUUAAUGCCUCUGCUGUGUGCCUCUAGAAAAUGACGUUUUUAAUAUUUAAUGAAAUAAUAGUACAUUAACAAACAAAGCGGAAUCAAGCACUUAUUAUUGUACAUUGAUCAAAGCUAGAAGGAAAAUCUAGAUGUUUGGAGAAUUUGUAGGAUUGAAACCCUGUUUGGUAUUUAAUGAUGCACAUUUUGUCAUAUUACUGGAGAACAAAAACACUAGCAAAGUGUUACAGGGACCUAAAUACCCCCAAUUUAAAAGUAAGUGCAGUGUAAGUAAGUAAGUAAGUGAUAAAAUAAGAUUUGGGAAUCAUAACUAAACCCCUGUAUUAGUGACUCAGUACUUUACAGAUCCUAAAUGACAGAUAUCGUUCACUGUGAAAGUGUUCAUCACAUUUCAUAUUACAUUUAUCUAUCUAUCUAUCUAGUUUCAAAUUGUCCGACUAUCUAAGCCCUAUAUGGGUGUUUCUUGAUUUUAUUUAGACAGAAUUUAAAGAUACUUUGGUUAUAUUUGGGAAGGAUGUUUUGUAAUUUGAAGUAUAUUUUAUUUUCUGUGUCCUUCACUAACCCCUGUUUUACACUGAACUUGUGUGCACUUUAUAUGAUCAAAAUCAUUUGAGUAAUGUAAUUGACAUUAGAUGCAUAUACAUUUGGAAGUAAUACCAUCUAAAUAUUUGAAGAAGCUCCUGGAUAAACAAUUAGAUGCAUUUCUUUAUUUCUUUUUAAACACUUUGGUCCACCUUGCUGGCAGUUUGAAAAACUCUGGUCUUUCAUCACACUUGUGAUACCACAGAUUUGACUAUUUGGCGAUGUAUUCUGUAUUCAGCUGUCAUGCUGGGAUGUUUAUUUGAAGUAGAUUACAUUUUUACCCAGGACCAAAUUCACUAAAAAUAUAAACAUCCUUAGAUCACCGCCCCCUCCCCCCCGUGUACUCACAUUUUUAAGUGUGCUUAGUAUUCAAAACAGUAAAAUAUGCACAAUAUGGCAUCGUGUGUUUGAAUGUGUGCAGUGUUCAAACCCUCUCUGUGUGAAACAGGGAUUAGAUUGUUUUAAAGAUUAAAAUAAGUUUCACCUGUUAGACUGGAUUAGGUGUUAUUAUUCUCAAAUUCUGCACAGUGGUACGUGGCUUUUUUAAAUAAUCAAAGUGUAUCGGAUAUGUUAUACCAUGAUACAACUUUACUGUAUCACCAGAUAAAAUCUGGUUAUUGUUUAUAUUGUUUAUAAUUUAAAAGAGAACAUGUAUACAAACUUUAUUUAACUAUUUAUCGAUAUUUGCCUUUAAAGGCAUUAAAAUGUGUGGCUAUUUCCAUUUGAGUUUUGUUUUUUUGAGUCUUAUGUCUAAAGCCCAAGCUUGUUUUUUUUACACAUCACAUGAAUUUGUUCAUUUCAUUUGUUCAUUGUGAAUACAGGUGACAGCUAUUUUCCAGCUGCUUUUGCUGCCAGUUUUAUCACUGUUAAACAGUUUUUAAUUCAACAUUCUCAAACAGUUCAGAAAGUAUUAUAUUUGAAAUAUAAUUAUGCCGACUUGUUUAGUUUAAUCAUACUUUAUAAAUGUCUGUUUGACUUUAAUACACAGGACCAGUUUUCAAAGUUGAGAUGUUGAGUACUGUUUUAUUGUUUCUAAUAAAAGGUUCAUAUA
This is a messenger RNA of Trichomycterus rosablanca, 5769 nucleotides long. RefSeq names its product zinc finger, MYND-type containing 8 (gene zmynd8). Bases 112 to 3579 code for a protein of 1155 amino acids. Gene Ontology annotation, molecular function: transcription corepressor activity; protein binding. The transcript has 20 exons. Gene Ontology annotation, cellular component: cytoplasm; nucleus. The record is from RefSeq and is a predicted model, not a curated record. Gene Ontology annotation, biological process: regulation of DNA-templated transcription. Lineage: Eukaryota; Metazoa; Chordata; Actinopteri; Siluriformes; Trichomycteridae.